AUUGAUAAGUGGCUCAGCAAAUUGACCGAUUAUACGAAGGAGGAUGAACAACAAAAACAUUUGAAAUAUUUAGCAAAUCGUGUAACACCCGUUGAGCUGCAAUACGUUAUUCGUCUCAUAAUGAAGGAUUUACGCAUCAACGCUGGAGCGAAGCAUAUUUUGGCUGGUUUGAAGGAAGGUGCGUAUGAUGCAUUUCAAAGUUGUCGUGAUUUAAAGGCGGUCGUAGAGAAAUGCCGAUUGGCCGAUAGCGAGAGUUUACCGAUGGUUAUUGCGAGCGGAAUUNAUUUGGGAACGCCCGUGAAACCGAUGUUGGCGGAAGUGUGUCGAAACGUUGAGCAUGCGAUGAAGCGGUGUGUUAACGGUAUGUACAGUGAGAUCAAAUACGACGGAGAACGUUUACAGUUGCACAAAAGUGGCGAUUCAUUUUCGUACUUCUCACGAUCGUUGAAAUCCGUAAGCGAUCAUAAGGUAUCACAUUUAUGCGAUUACAUCCCGAAAGCAUUUCCGAAAGGUGGUGAUAUGAUAUUGGAUGCAGAGGUGUUGAUGGUGAACUUGACAACUGGCAAACCGCUACCGUUCGGCACUCUCGGAAUACACAAGAAGAACACGUUCGCCGAUGCGGUCGUGUGUAUUUUCAUCUUCGAUUGUCUUCUAUUCAACGGCAGAUCGUUGGUGGACAGGUUGGAUCAUGCCAAGUUGAAGACAAUGAUUUGGAAGGCAAUCGACGAGGGUCUAGAGGGUCUUGUUCUGAAAGAUGUUGAAUCAGUAUAUGAACCAGGCAAACGACAUUGGUUGAAGGUUAUUCAGUUUUAUCGUGGCUUGAUGUCGGUGUUUCUGAUGGGUGUUUAUGAUGAAGCGUCGGAUAAGUUUUUAACGGUAACCAAAUGCGGUAAUGGUCAUACCGAUGAAGCGAUCGAGCAAAUCAAUAAACAACUACGAGCAAAGAUGCGAGAAAUCAGACGUGAUUAUGACAAUCUGCCAGCAUGGAUAGAGUGCUCACGCGCAUUAGUGCCAGACUUCAUCAUUGAUGAUCCUAAGGAAGCACCUGUCUGGGAAAUUACAGGUGCUGAGUUUUCACGUUCCGACAAACAUACGGCACGUGGCAUCUCGAUUCGAUUCCCUCGUGUAACGAAGAUACGAGAUGACAAAUGUUGGUCAACUGCGACGAAUAUGAAUGAGCUGGAGGUUGACAGUUGGCCUCGUCUAUUGUUUUUUCAUUGA
Messenger RNA from Anisakis simplex (herring worm), 1221 nucleotides. Lineage: Eukaryota; Metazoa; Nematoda; Chromadorea; Rhabditida; Anisakidae. The record is from the annotation of a GenBank genome assembly.